CGGAGCAGCCACCCAGAGGGAGCUCGUCGAGAGCGGCGCAGAGACGGGGACGGGGACCCGCGCCAGGCGAGCCGGGGUGCUGCGCGGCCUUCCCGCCGACGCCCGGGACCGGCGGACCGAUGCGCAGAUUUCUACCUGGCAGAUUAACCAAUGAUAAGGACGACUAAUCUUUGUGUUCUGAGUACUGCUGCUGGCAAGACCCAUGACAGACUGUAGGCCCAAGUCCAUUGUGCUGCCAUACUCCUAGCCCACCCCAGACAUUGUCCUGGGGUCCAUCUGAGGUCAGCAGUGUGAAGAUGAACAGUACCUUCUUAGCAUGACGACCUUGGACCAUGUGAUCGCUACCCAUCAAUCAGAGUGGGUCUCUUUCAAUGAAGAGGCACUCUCCCCUGUCCCUUCAGAGGGGGGCGCUGAAGAGCACUUCCCAGGACUGUCAUCUUCUUCAGACCAGUCAGAGAGCUCCUCUGGGGAGAAUCAUGCAGCAGAUGGAGGCUCUCAAGAUCUUUCACACUCUGAGCAGGAUGACUCCUCUGAAAAGAUGGGCCUCAUCUCUGAAGCGGCCUCCUCUCCAGGGAGCCCUGUGCAGCCCGCACCUGACCUGGCCGCAGCCAUCAGCAACUGGGUUCAGUUUGAAGACGAUACUCCAUGGAGCAGCACCUUACCACCUCACAAGGAAACAGCCCUGACAUUGACCAUGCCCUGCUGGACAUGCCCUUCCUUUGACUCUAUGAGGAGAUGCCCCUUGACUUCUGAGAGCAGCUGGACCACCCAUUCUGAAGACACCAGCAGUCCUAGCAUGGGCCCUUCAUACACAGACCUGCAGCUCAGCAAUGCUAAGGAGCAGGCAAGCCGCAGGGCCUCGGGAGCUGACUCCACUGAUAAUUCCUCCUCCCUCCAGGAAGAUGAAGAAGUAGAGAUGGAGGCCAUCAGCUGGCAGGCCAGCAGUCCAGCCACGAAUGGGCACUCUGCUCCUCCAGUGACCACUGCUCAUUUCCCUAGCUGGGUCACAUUUGAUGACAAUGAAGUUAGCUGUCCUUUGCCACCAGUCACCUCUCCUCUAAAGCCAAAUACACCGUCCAUUGCAUCUGUGAUCCAAGAUGUACCUUAUAACUCAAGUGGGUCAUUUAAGAGGGACCGACCCAAGAGCACAUUGAUGAACUUUUCCAAAGCUCAAAAGCUGGACAUUUCCUCCUUAAACCGCCCGCCUUCCAUAACAGAGGCACCACCCUGGAGGGCCACCAAUCCUUUCCUGAAUGAGACUCUACAGAAUGUACAGCCCUCCCCUAUCAACCCUUUCAGUGCUUUCUUUGAGGAACAGGAACGGCGCUCCCAAAACAGUUCCAUCUCCAGUACUACAGGCAAAAGCCAAAGAGAUUCUCUCGUUGUCAUCUACCAGGAUGCUAUCAGUUUUGAUGACUCAGGCAAAAGCCAGUCCCAUUCUGAUGCUGUUGAGAAGCUCAAACAACUCCAUAUUGAUGAUCCUGACCACUUUGGCAGUGCUGCCUUGCCUGAUGAUGACCCAGUAGCCUGGGUUGAACUAGAUGCUCACUCACUUGCCUCAGCUCUGUCCCAGUCGAGGGAUGGGUGGCCAAUGAUGCUGAGGAUCCCUGAGAAGAAAAACAUCAUGUCCUCUAGGCACUGGGGACCAAUCUACAUCAAACUGACAGACAGUGGUUACCUGCAGCUGUAUUACGAGCAGGGCCUAGAAAAACCAUUCCGAGAGUUCAAGCUGGAGAUCUGCCAUGAGGUUUCAGAGCCCCGGCUCCAAAACUAUGAUGAGAAUGGGAGGAUCCACAGCUUGAGGAUAGACAGAGUCACCUACAAAGAGAAGAAGAAGUAUCAGCCCAAACCUGCUGUGGCCCACACAGCAGAGAGGGAACAGGUGAUCAAGCUGGGCACUACCAAUUACGAUGACUUCCUGAGCUUCAUUCGUGCGGUUCAGGACCGUCUCAUGGACCUGCCGGUGUUGUCCAUGGACUUGACCACAGUUGGCUUGAACUACCUUGAAGAGGAGAUUACGGUGGAUGUCAGAGAUGAAUUCUCUGGCACCGUAAGCAGAGGCGAUAACCAGAUCCUCCAGCACCAUGUCUUGACACGGAUCCACAUUCUGAGUUUCCUGUCUGGGCUUGCUGAGUGCCGCCUGGGCCUCAAUGACAUCCUCAUCAAAGGAAAUGAAAUAGUUUCUCGGCAGGAUAUCAUGCCCACCACCACCACAAAAUGGAUCAAGCUCCAUGAGUGCCGUUUCCAUGGGUGUGUAGAUGAGGAUGUGUUCAACAGCUCUCGCAUUAUUCUGUUCAACCCUUUGGACGCAUGUCGAUUUGAGCUGAUGCGGUUCAGAACAGUGUUUGCCGAAAAGAACUUACCCUUCACGCUCCGGACAGCGGCGAGCGUCAAUGGGGCGGAGGUGGAGGUGCAGAGCUGGCUGAGGAUGUCACCUGGCUUCUCCUCUAACCGUGACCCUCUCACUCAGGUUCCCUGUGAGAACGUAAUGGUUCGUUACCCAGUGCCCAGUGAGUGGGUGAAAAACUUCCGAAGGGAAAGUGUUCUGGGGGAAAAGUCUUUGAAAGCCAAAGUGAACCGGGGGGCAAGUUUUGGCUCAGCUAACAUCUCUGGCUCUGAGCCUGUCAUGAGAGUAACUCUGGGAACCGCAAAGUACGAGCAUGCCUUCAACUCCAUCGUGUGGAGGAUAAACCGACUGCCUGACAAGAACUCAGCUUCUGGUCACCCACAUUGUUUCUUUUGCCACCUUGAACUUGGCUCUGACCGGGAAGUGCCUUCCAGAUUUGCCAGUCACGUGAAUGUUGAGUUCAGCAUGCCCACAACUUCUGCCUCCAAAGCCACUGUGAGAUCCAUCUCUGUGGAAGACAAGACUGAUGUCAGGAAGUGGGUCAAUUAUUCCGCACACUACAGCUACAAGGUGGAAAUUGAACAAAAAAAGAGUUUGAAGCCAGACUUUGAGGGAGAUGACUUGGAAAAUCCCAAGGAAUGUGGGAUACAGUGACAGUGACCUACAGCAAGGAACGCUGACCAGUGAUGUCUUCCUGAAUAGCUGAAGUUUAAGACAACAUCUGCUGUGGUCACUCCCUGCCGGGGUCAGUCUAUCGGACUUUCCUGUGUGCAGUUACCUGUGUUUCACAGGAAACCCUGAGGGGGCCAUUUUGAAUAGGCUCCUGACUCUGCAUCUGGUGCCCUGGCUUCUGAAGCAUAUUGUAUAAUUGAGCCUCCUUGCCUGGUUUCUGCUUAUAUCACAGCUCUGGUAUGUGGUUUGUGGUGACCGUUAGAGACUGGAAGAGAACCUCCAACAUCAGUGUUGGCAGUUUCUUUCUGAUAGUCAUUUGUUAUUUGUGAGUUUCUGGACAAAGCAGUUCUGAGAAGUUAUGAAUUCAUUUCUAUUGCUUCUUCUACAGAAGAUUCAGAAAAGGUUCAAAACCAUUUCCUCUGUGGGUAUAGUAGACCUUUUGUAGAUGUCUCUACUCUUUAAAUGUUGGCCUUAUCAAACAGUUUUCCAUGUUUCCCUCCUAGUUCUAGAUUGUUCAGAUCAAAAUUUUUUUUCAACCUCUACUUUUCCAUUUGCUAACCUAAGUCACAAUACACAAUGAGAAAAGUCCCAAUCCAACUCUUCAAAUUCAGUGAUUCGACUUAAAUUCUAUAAAUGAAUUGGAUUGGAUUCAUAUUGUGUUGGAGGGUAAGCAAAAUUGAACUUAUUUUUCUUCAUUUGAAGGAAAAGGGCCAUUAAAUGUAAGAUUAUAUUCAGUUCAAGAGAUAGCUUCAAUUAUGGUGAAUUCCCAAAUUCUCAUUGAAAAACAGAACACUUCUAAUUCCUGAAACAAAAGAGUUUGUGUGUGUGUGUGUCCCACAUCAUUUGGGAGUUCUUUUUAUACCUCAUAGGCAAUAGACUGUUGCAUGUCCCUUUAACUCAAACUUCAUAGGAAAUUUAAGUUGAAAAGACAAAGGCUAAAUUGAAGGAGUUUUGUUUCAAAUUCAGAGUUUUAUCAUCACAGUAUUGUAAUAAAUCAAAAAGGCAGAAGACUCCAGGGUAGGGAUGGGAAAGCCAUAUUCCCCAGUAUUGUGAACAAGAAGUCCUGAUUCCAAGAGUCCGGACAAUCUCCUUUCCCUCAUUUGUUCCUGUGCUCCUCUGCUGAUACAUUUCUUGGUGUUUUCUUUCAUGAAGAAUAGAGAGGACAGAGUAAGUACUCUAUCAUAUAUUCAGAAGAUAUGGAAAUAGACAAGGUUGGAAUUUACAGAUUCAAGAUUAAAUUCUUCAGUUCAUAUUCAGUAAAAUCAAACUGUGUACUGACACUAGGUUUUAGAAAUCAUUGCAGUGUUUUGAGCUAUCUAAGCAUCAGACUGAAACUACAGGCAUAAAUGAGAAUGCCUGUAUUUGGAGCUUUUGAAAUGCGACCCUUAUCAGUACAGAGUUGAGUGUGUGUGCCUGUGUACUUAGAUGUGUUUAUUGAUGAGGGUACUGGGGAGACUCAGUUUUAUAGCAAUUCACAUAAAAAUGUUUUCUUAAGGAAAUGGGAGUUCAUUCUUGAACCAGGGAUAUAUCAUGGCUAUUCACAAAGCUAAUGCAUUCUAUCUGUGGUAAUAGAUAUUUAAACAGCUCUACAUGGUAUAUUAGCCAGGACUCAUCUGGAUGGAGGAUUAGGUUCAAUUAUAGCUACUGUAUUUUAUGAGAGACGUUAACAAGUUGACUCUGUCCAUAGGCAGGUAACAAGGUUUGUGAAGAUUCUAUAAAGAACAGGGGAACAGCUCUCAUGCAGAACAGAAGGUAGAGCUAGGAAGGGAGUACAGAGAAGUUUGUAAUGAUAUAAUAGCUGUCUCAGAGUUUCUGUUGAGCUAUAAAAAGGAAGGGGAGUAAGAUUUAUUUUGCAUAAUUUCAAAGGCAAAAAUAGGAACAAAGAACUUUACAGAUGGCAGGUGCUUGAGAAUUUUCUCAUAGGAGUUGUUCCAAAGACAAGUAAACUAAGGCCAGCCUGGUCUACAUAGUGAGUUCCAGGACAGUUGGGAUGACAGGAAGACCCUGUCUCAAAAAGACAAAAAAAGAUUUCCUGCUGCAGCAAAUGCCCAGAGGUUCAGAUCCACCCAUCCCAGGUACUGUGAGAGGAAAUGUCACGUUGGAUUUGGGAUAGACACUGAGGAAAAUCUUUUCUAUAUAGUCUCAGAAGGAAUGAGGCUCCCUAACUCCAUUUUUUUCCUUUGUGUUUUUAUGCUGUUAGAAUACUGUGAGGUCCCCUACAGGACUUUGUCAAGCAAUUUCAAAGCAUGUCCUUUCCACCAUUCCACUGAAGCCCUUAAGAUUCCCCAGAGGAUGUGCAGUGGGUUGGAGAGUGGGCAAGAUAAAUGGAAGUCAUCCCAGCACCUUCCUCCCAAGCUCAGCACUGGGUCAAAUAUCUGCCUCUCCUGCUAGCAUCACAUGCACAGUGUCUGCUUUGCCUUCUCCCUCCCACCCCCUUGACUAAGAUCUCUGCUUUGGUACUUUUACCAGACUCAUUGAGGUUUUGUUGUUCAUUUAACCAAAAGUUGAGGAAAUCCUUUCUGUGCUAUCUACAGUCUAGAAAGCAAAUGAUUACUAGUUUUAAAAACCUACAGCCUUGGUCCCAUUAAAUUAUUUUGUCUCCUCUACUGUGUUUAGGGAACUAUGGAAAACAUGUAGGGAGCUGAGGCACAAUAUAUUUUAGUACUUACAAAGUUAUGUAAGAAAUACAGUUGUGGGGCUGGAGAGAUGGCUCAGCAGUUAGAGCACUGGUUGCUGCUCUUGAAGAGAACUGAGGUUCUGCUCCCAGCACCCACAUGGUGGAUAACAGCUGUCUAUAACUCUAGGUCCAGGAGAUCCAGCCCUGUUUUGGCCUCCGCAGGCAUCAGGCAACAUGGGUGCACUUAUAUACAUGCAGGUAAAACACUCAGACACAAAAAGGCAAAUUACCUUUUUGAUAUGCAGGCUCUAUAUUUGCUACCUUGAACCUUGGUUUUCACGUUUCUUAUGGUUACAAAAAAUUCCUAGUCUGUGUUACCAGUACCGUAGUAACGUGAGACUAUGAAAGGUGGAUUGGCUUUACCGAUCAAAUUAGAGCAUAAAUUAGAUGUCACAUAAUAUCAAGAACUAUGUUUUGAGUCUAGGGCUUGCUUUUCUACUUAACAGGGCAAGAAGCCCAAAAAAGAAAUGUGUUCAUUAUAAUAUGUCAAACAAGAGGUCUGGGGAUGUAGCUCAGUGAUAGAACACUUCUCUAGAGUGUGUGAGGUCCUGGGUUCAACUCUCAGUAUUACAAAACAAGCAAUGAGGGAGGGAGGGAAAGAGCUUUCUUGUAGAUACAGUACUAGUUAUUCCUUUUAAGUCUGCACUUUCUUCUUAUUAAAUAUUAGCUGGACAAUUUUACUGGUUUUUUUCUUUUCUUUUUCUAUUUCUCUCUUCCUCUACUGUCUACCUUCCUGCAUGACUAUCAGGUCUUAUAAUCCUCAGACCAUUUAUUAAUUUGAAAUAAGACUAAUAGUUCUGUUCAGCUGCAUGGUGGGACCGCGAACAGGAGUUUAUCUCCCUAAAAGUUCAUACUCCUGGGAAAUAUGAUACAUGAAGACCAGGAACCUAUCCUUUGUGUUUCCCAUGCCCAACAAAAGCGUGAACGACAGUAGCAUUCAGUCCCCUUGAAAUCCUGAUUUGUGGGGCCAAACAUAUUCAUAAAAUAAAUGGAAGUUAUUGAGUAACCGAUAAAUGUUUUUUGAAAGAAACCCAACCCUGAGACUACUUAUCCCCUACUUCGCAUCAAAUAGUCCUCUUACAACUAGCAAGCAGCUUUUAUUUUCUGGAGGAUUUACGUAAUUUUGCUCUCUUUUUAUUCCUGCCUCCAGAAUCAAUGAGCAAGUGUCAGCACUUAAGCACUUAAUGUGCCGUGACUCUGAACUGCAGCGUUCCUUACUCAUAUUGACGAACAAUAUUGGGUUCAGAGGUGCAGGAACACAGAUGCUGUCUACAGUCAGGUUAUUGAUUCAGCUUUAUUGCUGCCAAUCAAACAGAUCCAUGAGCCUCCGUCUUGCCCAUUAGAAUGGCUAGCGGGAGAGGCAGGCAUCUGAUAAAGCGCACAGCCAGUCCUGGAGUGCCAGGUCUUUGUUCUCCCAACAUUAACCGCUGGCCAGUACUACUGUGCAUUUGUCAUAUCACCAUGUGAGAUGGAGGAAGGUGGAGGUUCAGCAGCUGAAAUCGUGAUUUCAAAGUUGAUUUGUAUUUUAUAGUAAGUUUAGGGAUGGAAAAAAUGAGAUUGAGCUGGGGUUUUGGUGAGUUUGCUUGCUUGCUUGCUUGCUUGAGAUAGGGAUCUCACUGUGUAGUCCUGGCUGGCCUCAGACUCACAGAGAUCCACCUGCCUCUACCUCUCAAGUGCUGGGAUCAAAGACGUGCACCAUCAUGCCUGUCUCUCCCCCUCCCCCCUGAAGAGCCUUGGGAAUUAAUGGUUGCAAGUAGAAAGCACUGCCAUCUGACCUACUUUUAUAAAUUCCCCCAGUGGGAAAUGGUAAUUUUAACUCUUCUAAGAACAAUCAUUGUAAGUUAAUCCUAGCAUAUCUAGAGUUGAGGUUAUGGUAAGAAUGGAAUUUGACAGAGAAUUCAAACAAAACUAACAAAAAAAAUUUUAAACAUACUAUUUAGUAAAUUAUUCUUAGCACUUCUCUGACAAAUCCCUUCCAAACCAUGACAACAUUUUAUAUAAAAUUAGUGAUCGUAUUCUCACUAUAUUUCUAAAACAUUUUCUAAAAAUUGUCAGUGUCAUAUCAAUUCCCUACAAAUCACCAUGUUUAAAAUUAUGUUCUUUGUAAAUGAGAUUGGCUUUGGAUAUUAUCACUCGUGGUUACAUAUUAAAGGUAAUCUUAAGUAUAGAGACAAAUGCAUGUAUUAGUAUUAUUUUCUCAUGAUUAGCUGAAGAAAGAACAUGGAAAUUACAUAUUUCUUCUACUGUGCCUUAAAUUCACCUAUGGAAAUCUAGUCCUUUGCUUUAAGAAUUGAAAAGGAAAAAUUGUAUCACUGAUCUUGCAAUUCCAAGCCCAUAAUGGUAGAAGUUUUCAAUAGUAAUAUUUUCUGCAGUACCUGGAAAGAUGAAAAUAAUAACUGGAUGUAAUUAAAAAGCUAUGAAAGAAUAUACUAAAGGAAAUAAAAUUUCAGUAUAAAUUUCUAUAGCUAGAAAUUACAGCAUUGGCCACUAAGCAUCAAAAUAACAUGAAUGACGGGGCCAUCUCAAGUCCAAAAGUAAGAUGCCAUGGGAGAAAGAAGAGUUCUUAGUAGGGAGAAACAACAGAAUCAUUCAACUCAGCAAGUGUUGUCUCAAGUGUCUCCUCCAGAUAGAGUGCUGUGUCAGCUUCCCUGAAGGGAACAGAGGCCCCACAUUAGGAUGCUGGAGAAUUGUUUACAUUAUUGGUGGACACGCCAUAAUGGUUUCAUGAAAGGAAAUGUGGGGAUUUCUGUGAGUCUCUAAAGGACAUAAGCAUGGACAAUCAUUAUGUUAACUGACUUGUUAUUUCCACAUCAGACAUCGGUUUCCAGAGAUCAAAAAGAGAGAGCUGAGCUGUUUCUUCAGAUUCUUUCCAGCUGUAGUUUUACGGGUUGUUUCACAAAAUAUCCUUUCUUACCACGUUGAAUUGAUAUGCUAUGUCAGUGUGACUCUUCAUACAUCCUUAGGAACCUGGAAGUUUAAGUUUAGAAGGUUGGGAAAGCCAGCUAGUUUACAUUUUUCCUACUCAUGUGUCUACCCUUCUGCAUCCACCCACUUGGCAGAAAUGCCAAAACCCUGCAAUCCUCAAUUUUGCAAAUGUCUUCAAAGAGGAUGGUGAGGAUCAGCUGGUUUUCUGUUGCUCCAAAAGUUCUGCUGGAGUCACCCAGUGAAACUGUGUUGUGAGUGUGGAAAACAGACAGGUCUCCCCGAUAGCUACUAGGAUGUGAGUACCCCAUAAAACAUAAGUAGGUCUAACCUUCCAAGUUACUGAGGACAUUAGGAUGUUAGAUGCUAGGAUGAUAAAUGACUUAGGAUACAUCCUUUUAUAUUAAAGACUGUGGGAAAGGCAGGUGUGGUGGCUCACACCUUUAAUCCCAGCAAUUGGGAGUCAGAGGCAGAUGGAUCUCUGUGAGUUCAAGGCCAGCCUGGUCUACAUAGUGAGUUCCAGGCCAGCUGGGGCUACAGAGAGAUCCUGUCUCAAAAAGAAGAAGAAUAAAAAAGACUAUGGGAAGUGAGGGAGGGGAAAAACAGAAGCUAUUCUGGAACUGUGUGUAAGUUAUGACAAAACCAGACAAGAGACCAGGAUAAAUAUGUCCCCAAUCAUAAACACAUAGUGCAAAAAAAACUUUUAAGUAUAGACAGCUACAGAGUAGGUCUCUUGUAUGAUGUGUUUGAAUAUGGUUUUAGUUUCUUUUCUGGCUGUCCUUAGCUAAAAGGAUCAGUUCCAGUUGGUCAGAAGGAAUUCCAGCAUGUUCUCCCUGUUCACACCCAUGUUCUGCCUCAGUUGAAACCCUCGGUUCUCACUGUGGACACCAGUCACACUGUAACUGAAGCCUAAGUGCUACCACUGCUCUCCCCCACCUGCUUGAGGACGAGUAACCCAGGUGAGACUCUCCAGGGUUGGUUCUGCGAAGGCAGAUGCUCACUCAGCUCCCAACAGCAGCACAGCCUGUUGUAUUUAAGGGUUGGUUUUCAAGAAUAGGGGUGAGAGAACAGAAUGAUGGACAUUCCUCUCACACUCAGCCAGCAUUCAUUUAUCUUUGUAUGUUCACUUGCCAACAGCAUCUGGAGAAAACUUUGUCAUAUUCAGGGGAUUAAGCAGGAUCAAUGCUUUAGACAAGGAGGGACCGAGGCAUGCACCUCCUCACCCUCCAUUUCUGUAGUGUCCAUAGUGAAUUUCAGUGUAUCAGGAUGGAUGAACCCAGAGUCCCUCGAAUGGCUCAGCUGAUCUGAAGCUUGUAUUUUCCUUCAUCAUCCAUCCUCCCUCAGUGUAACUUCUUGCACUAUUGUGGUUAAUGUUAUGUAAAAUCAGUUUACUUUUUAAAAAAUGUGCCUAUGUAAUAAAGUCUACACACUGGUUAUCUCUGUAGAGGUGAUGAUGUUCUGUUUCAGUUGUUCUGCUGAAUAAUCUGUAAUAUCUUUUUUGAGCUAUGAAAAAGAACUAUUAAUAAAAUUUUUUAAACAAA
This is a messenger RNA of Nannospalax galili (Upper Galilee mountains blind mole rat), 10159 nucleotides long. It is a transcript of the gene Ston2, whose product is annotated as stonin 2. The coding region runs from base 317 to 3001 and encodes 894 amino acids. Gene Ontology annotation, biological process: regulation of endocytosis; clathrin-dependent endocytosis; synaptic vesicle endocytosis. Gene Ontology annotation, cellular component: AP-2 adaptor complex; synaptic vesicle. The record is from RefSeq and is a predicted model, not a curated record. Gene Ontology annotation, molecular function: clathrin-cargo adaptor activity. The transcript has 7 exons. NCBI's taxonomy places the organism in Eukaryota, Metazoa, Chordata, Mammalia, Rodentia, Spalacidae.